Stegostoma tigrinum is the source of this 14064-nucleotide messenger RNA. RefSeq lists its product as uncharacterized. The record is from RefSeq and is a predicted model, not a curated record. Gene Ontology annotation, molecular function: DNA-binding transcription factor activity, RNA polymerase II-specific; protein dimerization activity; RNA polymerase II cis-regulatory region sequence-specific DNA binding. The transcript is spliced from 29 exons. Gene Ontology annotation, cellular component: nucleus. Bases 289 to 7185 code for a protein of 2298 amino acids. NCBI's taxonomy places the organism in Eukaryota, Metazoa, Chordata, Chondrichthyes, Orectolobiformes, Stegostomatidae. Gene Ontology annotation, biological process: positive regulation of DNA-templated transcription; regulation of transcription by RNA polymerase II; cell fate specification.
GCCAGGAACAGCGCCAGUGUGCAUCGCACCCGUCGGGACAUGGGCAGCGCCUGCUUUUCCUCUUUUCUGAACAACCGCUCGCUUCGAACACGCUGAGGAUGUCCUCGUCGAGCCGAGCCCGCGGCAGCCGUCUCACCCCCGGCGAUGGCUGACAGCAGCGGAGAGUUGCAGGGCUCCUCUCUCGCUGAUUCCAUGGCCGGGCUUUGAUCCGAGGAGGAGCAAUCGAUUGCAAACCAUUUCCCCCACCACCUCCUACACGGUACACUCACUCAAACACUCCAAGCCGCCAUGGAACGCGCAGCUCCUCCAGCCAUCAACCCCAGUCAUACUCACCGAUUGGAAGGCAACAUGAUGAAAUCCCCUCCCUCCUGUCUGAAGUCUGGCAACGUCAAAGUCUACCUAAAGAAAUGGAGCAUUUGGGACAAAUUUUAUAACUUGGGCACUGAGAUGAGGAUGUCCAAACGCGGCAGGUUUAUGUUCCCAUACUGUGAGUACUCCGUUUCUGGGCUGGAUCCUGAGAAGAACUACAUCAUGGCAAUGGAUAUCUCUCCAGUGGACAACUACCGCUACCGAUAUAAUGGGUGCAAAUGGCAGAUCAAUGGAAAAGCAACCCCACAUGUGACAGGGAGACUUUACUUCCACCCAAAUGGCAGUGUUUCUGGGAAGGAAUGGAUGGCUAAGCCAGUGUCUUUUGCCAAAAUGCGAUUAACCAACUGCCCAACUGCAGAAGAAGGUAAUGCAAUCCUUCAUUCCAUGCAUCGAUAUGUCCCCCAGUUGCACAUCAUUGUGGCUGAUGGAAUCAUUGAGAAGCUAAACCUGAAUGAUCCUCGGGUCUACACGUUUGUAUUUGAACAGACUGAGUUCUUUGCUGUGACAAAAUAUGAAAACAAAUUUAUCAGGCAGCUAAAACACUUCUAUAAUCCUUAUGGCACUGCACUGCGAGAUGUAAAGACUUCAAAACAGGAUGUUAAUAGUCGAAGGCCUAGGAAACGAUGUGAAAAAAAACCCCUGUACCCCGCAGUAAAAAUCCACAAUACCAUGACUGAUCAAGAACCUAAGGAGGAAUUUAAGACAAUAAUUCCUGUAAAGGAUGGUGCAGUAAAAAUCCAGGAGAGUAUGAAUAAUAGAGGGUCCGCAGAAGAAAUGAGAGAAAGUGUGUCUGUCAAAAAUCUAUUGCAAAUAGAGGGGUCAUUCAGUUUAAAAGGCUCUCUUGGUGACUCAGUGGAGUUUGGAAACCUCGAGCAGAAGUUACGGAAUGAUUUGCAUUGGAAUGGGACGCAUGAAAUCCUUCAUCCAGCACUACAGGAAUCUGGAAUAAAACUGAGUGACCUCCAACUCGCUGAAUGUAUAAAUGUGGAGCAUUUAGGACUGACUUCCAUGCAGAAUGUUGAAUUGGUUUCCUCUUUUCCUGUAAAUGAAUCGCAUGGGAUUCGAGAAACUGGGAUUCCAUUUAUCUCCCGGACAGGAAAAACAAAUGAUCUCACCAAGAUUAAGGGCUGGAAACACAAGUUUAACCUGCAACCUGGGUCACCCGAAAACAAAUCGAGUCCGUCACCUUCAAGUGUCAGCCCAGCAGUUAUUAAAAAUAGAUCAGCAUUUGUUAGUGACUUGCUUGAUGAGUAUCUGGAGAAAGAAGGGAAGAUCAUUGAGCAGUCACUCUUGUAUGACAAUGAAAUGCCAGAGAUUGGUUGUCAAACUCCAACCACGUUGGACCCAUCAUGCAGUAUACAACAAAACACAACUCGUUCACCUGACUUUGGUGCACCACUGAAAAAUAGAUCUACGCACUUGGAAAUGUCUCCAGUGUUAGAGAAACAUUUUAGUGUCACAAACAAAGGCAUUUUCAUCAGAGAUAUACAAAGCACCAGUGUGGAUGUGAAAGCUAAGUGUAGAACACAGAAGAAUGACAAUUUGACAGCUAAAAGGCCUAAAAUGCCCAGUCAAUAUGACAAUACAACACAAUUAGCCAGUAACAAUAAAGACUCUGCAAUUUGUGCCACAGCUCCACAGAAGAAACAGCUAAAACCAGGUUCUAUGUAUCUUAAGGUUGUUCCCGUGGCAUCAAGUCCUAGUGGAAGGAAGAAAUCCAACAUUUCACAAAAUCAAACUGAGAUGAUUUAUAUUUCAGAUAAUAAGAAUGCUGAGAAGUUGGAACCAGGAAAUCUCCAAAUUGAGUCUACAUCCCAAGCCACACUAGAUUCAUCCUUAGUAAUGGAGCAUCCAUCAACAACAAACCGAUCAACUGCUUCAAAGGUUGUUGAAGUCAUCUCCUACUGUAAUUGGAAUGAAAGUCGUGUUAAGGUUAUUAAGUUAAUUGCUGAAUGUGCUAUGGCCAAUAAACUUCCCUUGAUACAGCGAUUGGACAAAUACAAGAUUAAUUUGGAAAAAAGUGAUGGAACUUUAUUUCCACCUAAGAGGAGGAUCGAUGUGAGAGCAACCAUCCAAAAUGUCUCAGAUUCAGAACAUGGAUUUAUUAGGCCCCUGGUGCAGAAUAUGGUGAUUGAAGCUGUGGCUGGCAAUUCUGCCUUCAAAACAAAGCUGAAUCACUUAAUAUCCAAGGUCUCCAAAGAUAGUUCUAAGCAAACAAGAAUCGAACGGCUUAAUUCUUCAGUUCAUGUUGUAAUGGAUUUAGAGAAAAAUGUCUCCUCGCCAGAAAAGUGCCCGAGUGAAAUCAGUUGUACCACCAACCCAUCCAACAGACCUACUGCAGAAGGUAAAGCUCAGUCAUUGCCAGUGAUUACAACACAGAAAAGGGAACAAGGAGUUUCCAUUGCAGCUACUGACACUACUGUGAAAAAUGUGUCCGAAGCCCCUGCUCCUAUUAGAUCUGCGGUCACUACAUUCCAGAGAAUUGGGGCUUUGAGUGCAGCCCUGACCAAUACAACUGCAACACCAACUCCAAACUGCUUCAUGAAUUCUGUUGCAUUUGGAAACAAACCUGAGACAUCAGCAGCUAUUCCCACCCGUUAUCUAUUGUGUAAAACUAAUUCAUCUGGAUUGUCUUCAGGUUCAGCUGCCUCUCUGGAUCAAGAUGGCCGUCGACAAUGCAUUGCUGUCCCAAACACUUUGAAACUACAGCCAGGAGACAAUCUGAUGCUUCAGCCUAUCAAAGCUGCUGACGGCCGGCAGUUGUACAGACACUCCAGUGGGAAAAUCUUCCAGCUAGUUUACACAAAGACUCCAGAACAGACUCCAGUGCAACAGCUGAACAUUCCCCAGUCACCAGUUCCAGGAACAACCUCAGUGGUCAAAAUCCUCACAUCUACAACGACUACUUUGGGAGGUGAUGCUAACACUCCUCUUUGUAACACAGCUGCUACAGAUUCGGAACUGUGUACCAAAACCAGUUUAUCAGGAGUAAGUAUCGGAAGUUUGCACAAUUCCACACCGCUGUGUGAUGUAACCACAACAAAGCAGCAACUUCAGAGUAGCUCUGCAACUUGGACAUUGGUAGAUCAGCUUUCUCCAUCCCAGUCAUUACGUAUGUUUUCAGAGACCACUACGCGCCCUGAACAGCACGACAAUAUCAUUCCUUUGGCCGAUUGCCAAACAAAAGCAAAUCUUGUUAAUUUAAGCAAUGACAUGUUUGACUUUGAAAUGAAUCCAGUGAAAUCCUUUGAGCCAGGGGAAAUCGAUCAAACAGCUGUUACUGUUAACUCUUUUCCUAUCAAAAGUGAGACAAUUAUGGUCAUUGGAGCCUGUGAAACAAAAUGGGUGCCUGAGGAUAGUAGAUUUACAGAAGGUUGCAAAAGCACAGGUAGCAUGGAAAAAUUAAAAUCUCAGCUUAAUGCAAACAAGCCAGGUGAAACCCAUAUUAAAGUUGAGCGAGAUUUACCAGAAAUAAAUGGUGAUGAGCCCAUGGAUCCUGAUGGCCCUGAAAUCUGCACUGUAACCGUAAAAGAGGAGCCUUUGAAUGAUGAGGAAGACAAUAGCUUUGCUGCAUGGAGAGAAGAGUCCUUUAGGAGCUCCAAGUUCUGGAACCGUUCAUUCAAUUUAAAUACAGAAGCUGUGACUGAAGCUGAGUUAGGUGUGCAGACUCUUUCAAGCAAUAGAAAUAGAGAUGGGGUUGGAAACCUGGUGUCGAAUUCAAGAUUCGCAAGAAAUUCAUCGAUUGCCAAUAACCCUGCAGUACCACACAGGGGAUUUUUCCAGAAUUCACAAUCAUUCAGCCAUUCAACUAAAAAAAGGGUAUAUGAACCCUCUGUGCUAUGUGAAGCUAGAAAGAAGGCAAUAUUACACAACUUGAGAGAACGAGAGUCACGCAGGAUGAUGGAAAAUCGUUUUAAAGUAUUGAAGAAUAAACUUUUUGAUGACCGACAAAUUGCUUCAAAGGGUGCCAUCCUUGAUGAGGCCAUCGAUGUAAUCAAUAACUUGGAUAGGCAAUCCAAAAAUCUAACAAUGGAGAAGGAACUACUUUUGGGAAAACAGAAAAUCCUGUUAGAAAAGAUCUCACUGUUAUCUGCAGAGAUGGAACCUGAUAUAACACAAGAUGGCGUUGAAGCUGGUGAAAUAAUUGAAACCGGUGAGACGUUGAGUUUCUCAAGUGGGAGAGUUUCCUCUUCCCAGAAUUCCUUUGGAAUGAAAUGGUUUCCAGAAGAUGGUCCUUUGGAUGAGCAUGGGACAGAUUGCGGAAUAAAUCUAAAAUAUGAGGUGAACUUGACCGGUUCCGACGAUAUAGUUGCAGUUAAGGUUGGUGACUACUUCAAUGAAAAAUGUAACAGUGAACGUGACUAUUCUGGCAGCACCAACAGUUUUGCAGUGAAAAGAGAAGAAAAUCUUAGCCAAGAAGAUUGCUCCACUGUCAGCUCAGCAAAUGAAGAAUGUUCUGGAAGCUCCAGGUUUUGUAACUUCUCAGAUUUUGGCACUGAAAUGGAGGCUUUGAAUAAAAUGAGCAUGCGGUGCAGUGAGCCAUCUAGGGGUUGGAUAGCCAACAGGAAGGCAACAUCACAUACACUGAGAGAACGAGAAUCACGCAAGUUGAUGGAAAAUCGUUUUAAAUUAUUGGAGAGCACUGUAUUCAAUGACAAAAAAGCUCCAAAAGGUGCCAUUCUCACUAAGGCCAUUGAUGUAAUCAGUGACUUGGAUUUGCAAUCAGAAGAACUAUUCAGGGAAAAGGAACUGUUAAAGAAAAAGCAAAAGAAGUUGUUAGAGGAAAUUUCACUUCUUGCAGAUACAAGAUCUGAUGCAACUGAGGACCAAGCAGAAGAUGAGCACUUCUUUGGUGCUAAGACCACUGGGGCAAGAGGCUUAACAUUUCAGAAACCUGAACCACACUGGCUCGAAAGCAGUAAACCAUCUGACACUGCAGUAAUAAAAGGCAACAUGGCUUCUCUUUUAUCAGAACGUCAUGAUGCACAUUGCACUGGAGGAGCUGACUGGGGGCAAGAUAAGUUAAAGGCCAACAGUCUUUUUCCAGUUAAGAUUGCAGGAGACCUCAAAGAGAAACAUUACCAGGAACAGCUGAAUCCUGAUGGUUAUGAUUCCACUGCUUUAAGAAGAAGGAUUUUUAAUGGUAAAGAUGAAGAUGCUGUUUUCACUGCAGGAAGGGAGUCGUCCAUUGGGAGCUCUGACUUUGGCAGUCAUUCGGAUUUUGAUGUAAAUACAGACGAUGUGAAUGAAAUUGAUGUGGAAAUACUGAGCCAUUCAGACAGCGAAUAUUUAGAUAUUGAGAUGGAAGAUGGUGAAGUCACUGAUGGAACCUCAACAGCUGAGAAAUUAUGUGCACCUCCCAGAUGGCAUUUUCACAAUUAUUCGCAAUCUCACAAGUUUUCACCCAAGAGAAAGAUUUACAAUUCAUCGGAGCUGAGGAAAAGCAGAAAGAAUCCACUGCUGCACACUAUUAGAGAGAGAGAGUGGCGCAAACUUAUGCAGAAACGUUUCAGUGAGUUAAGGGAGCUGCUGUUUGAGGACGAGCGGGUUUCUAAACGUGCUAUUCUUGAUGAGGCCAUCAGUGAAAUUCAAAAUCUGUGUCAGCAAGGACAUAAACUUUAUUUGGAGAAAAAGCUACUGAUGAAAAAACACAAGGCAUUGUUAAAAAUAAUCUCUGUGCUCUCUGGAGAGAAGAAAGGUAAAACUCAGAAAAGUGAUGCUGCUGUUUGUGGGAAGCAUAGUGAGAAUUAUGAUCAUAAUAGGACCUCUGUUUCUCCAGGGCCAUCUCUAUCAUCAGCUGUAAAGGGGAAUAAUGAGGAAUCUACACUGGUACCAGUAGCUGGAACUCCCUUUCGCCUUCUCCUCGAGAAAAUUGCAAUUUCCCCCCAUGGUGAGGAGUAUAGAGAAUGGGACUCUCUUUCCCAGACGGAGGCUCCUGGCACAAAGGAACUACCACCAAGAAGUCUAGUCAUACACCAACAAGAGGAUGCACAUUUGGCUUUCUUAGAGGGCUAUUCACAAAUGACAUCAGCAACACAGCCUAAAGAAGAAAUGCAAAUGCAGAAACUUCCAGAAAGAUUGGAAAACAUUUCUGGGACAGCAUCAACAACCAUCGAUCUAGCAUCAAGGAACCUUAAGAUUGUGCAGGAUGAGAAACAGUGUGCAAAUGCAGUGGGUCUGAGUUUCAAAUCUGCAAAAGAUCUGCUAUCAAAUGGGGACAUUAAAAAACCAUCACAGGAUGCUUUGUAUUGGUCAAAUUCAGUAGGUAAGGACUAUUCUGCAGACUCGUUUGAAAAGGAUCAGGUAGAUUCAAAAUCAACGGUAAAAGGGAAACUGCAGGUUAGCAGAUCAACAAAAGGGCAGGACAUUCUUCAAAAACUGGCUAAGAAGGUGCAAGAGGCUGGAAUUAAACCAUGGACUUGGAAAUCAAAACGUGAAGAUUCAGAAAGUGUCUCUCAAAACUUGUUCGACAGUGAGAGCAAGUCAAUGCAAUGUUUCCAAAAGGCUUCCACCUCCGAUAAUGAGAGCUCUGUUACCCAGUAUGUGUAUACAGAGACUCCUGAUCUCCUUGUGGAAGAUAAAAGCUUACAUAAUUUUCUGCCAGGCCAAACAUUGAAGCAUGCUGCUUCGUUGAACAAAGGAGAUGCAGAUCAAUUGGAGGCUGAGCUAGACAUGGAUUCGGUUUCCUCUGAUGGUUCUACAACAGCAACAUGUGCAGUCAGGGAGCCCAAAAUAUUUAUAUCUUCCGUGGACAUUCAUUCUGCCAAUGAAGCAAAUGCAAAUGGGGGCUAUUUGUUACUAGAUUCCACACAGUAGAAUUUGAAAUUAAAAGUCUCUGACUCUUAAAAUGAUACUGUCCUACACUGUAUUCCAUUGCUGUGCUCACGAUCUUUCCACGCCUUAAUAGAAAGACUUGUCUGGGCAAUAGAAGGCCAGAACAUUUGGGCAGCUUUUGGAAUAACUGAGCCCUAACCAAGACAAGUUUUGAAAUUUAAUUGCACAGACUGUACCCUAUGCUAAUGUUGGAUUUGAUCAACUCAAAGUUUACACACCGCCCUUUUAAGCUGUUCAAGAAAGUCUUGCAAAGUCACUUCCCUCAUCCAGCCGAAAAUGAGAAUGAAAAGGAUUACCUGUAUGAGCAAAUAGAAUUGCAAGUUGUAGAGAUGCAAUAUUAACACUAUUGAGGGUGGAAGAGUUGGAAAUCGAACCAGACUGAUCAUUGCAAUUCCAAUGUGACGAACACAUCCCUGAAAAUUAGAAUAUCUGUCAGAGUGUUUGUAUUUAUGAAGAUUUCAACAGUAAUGAACUCACUCCUCCGUCGCAUCCCACAUAGGUCAGUACUUGAGGCAAACUGCUUAAUUUACCAAAAAAGUGUUCUUUCUUAUGGCAGUGAGAAAACCCAGAUUUUGCCUUAUUAGGAAACAAAACGUCUGUGCAGUUUUAAGAGAACAAGUUCACUUCAUGUGUUAAGAUCUGAAUUUCUGAAGGCUGGGGCCCCACUGUGGUAAAUGCUGAAUUGCUUGCUCUGCAUAACCUAGAGUGAUAGUGGACGAAUCUAUAAUGUUAAAAUGUGCAUAACCUUUUAUAAAUUUGGAUUUUGUACUUCACAGUAUAGGUUAGAACUUCGGUCCAAGUUUAAACAUGGUCUUACGUGGAAUGAAUACAUUUUGCAGAAAUACACAUGCACAAUUCUUUCCCAUUUAUAGCUGUUAAUUUUCAAAUAUCCAGCAGUUUGCAACGGUCUUUCAUUUAUGUUUUCUCCUCCAGGUUUUCAGUUUGUAUUUAAAAGUUUUGAAAUCUUACAAUAAUAUUAAAAUAGAUGAGGGAAGACAGUCUUAAGAAAAUUUGGACCUGUUCUAAAACAACUGCUUGUGGGCUCCAAUAGAAAGCACUCAGCUGAUUAGGGACUUCAAAGAUAUAAAUUCCUCAAGAAUUGCACAAUGCACACUUAUGUAACAAUACACUAUAUUGUGGGAAUUUUGUACUACGCUCUGAAUAGCCUUUCUUGGGGUAAUAUGUAACACUGUUCAAUGUACUUAUUCUUGAUUGUGAGAUUAGUCAUUUUCUUUUGAUAUUGAGUUAUUGGAUAUGAAACUAAUUUCCUCUUGGAGCUGGUGCCUCAUCCUGGCAAAAACUGGAGUGAUGAAGAUCGAAUGCAGCAGAGGAUGAAGUUUGAGUAUUCUGAAGUAGCCCAUAGCUUGCUUAGGGCAACUCCAUUGUUGUGAGCUGUAGGCAUAAAAAUUCAAUUCUCUCUAUUGUAUUGUUUUGGGGAAUGGCCCGCAUUUCUUGGGUAGGUGUAAAAUCAUGCUAUUAUCCUUGCAUAGCACUUCAGUAUGGAGGCUUCGAUCUAGUGUCCAGCAUCUGUAUAAACCUGUUCUAAUUACUUGGGCUUUGACGACGAUAUCCUUCAUGUGCCUCAAGUCUCACUUGUCAUUUGUAUAAAUCACUCAUUUUCUAUUUCUGUUCUUUUAAUUGGAUUUCUGUUUUCAAUUUGUGGAUCUGAAUUUUGAGAGCUGCUGUUAACACUUACCUCAGAAAUGGGCAAAUCCUAUAUUAGGGCUUCAAGAUUGCCUAUACAUAAACUCAUGCAACUUGUUGAGAACUGGGUGUCUACAGGAUUCCUUGUACAUUUCCGAUGCAGUAAGAUUGCAUGGGCACCCGUAGGUGUGAUGGUUUAUUAAAGCAAAUUACUGCAGAUGUCUGAAAUUUGAAAUAAAAAUGGAGAAUACUGGAGAAACUCAGCAAGAGAAAGAGUCAAUGGUUCAAGUUCAAUAUGACUUCUUCAGAACAGUCAUAUUGGACUUGAAAUGGUAACAUUAUUUCUCCUCCCUUCUCUCUCUCUCUCUCUCUCUCUCUCUCUCUUUUCUAUCUCUUCCCAACACCUGACCUUUCACAAGCUGCCAGACCUCUGAAUUUCUCCAGCAUACUGUUUCGAUGGUUUGUUUCUGUACUUUGCCGUAAGUCUGCUCCUUUUGUAUAUAUUACGACAGAUUCUGCAUGGGUAGGAGAAUUGGUCCAAGUGAUAUUAGGAUAUCUCAAUGGAAAAAUACAGUUUUUUUUUACUUAAUAUCCCUUUUGAGUCUUCUCACUGCACAUUGUAUUUUACUGUAUACUACACACAUUUCAAGGACUGUCUUUCACUGGAUUUUAGAUUGCUGCAUGGGAUGCACAUUUAGUUAUAUAAUAGAUUUGAAGAGGUAGUGAUCUGUUCUACCUCCUCAUAAUUUGGAUUCCACUAUCAUGAAGAAUGUUCCUCAGAUGCUUUUCUCCCACCCACUACUUGCCCCCAGGUUUGGCUUUUUCUUUGUAAAAAAAAGUUGUGUGAAAAUGGCCUUUUCUGUUGCUGAAUUAGUGUUAAUUUGUGUAUUUCCUGUUUUGUCAAAAAUCCUUUUGAAAUUACAGACCUGUCUUGACAAUAGUAGGUUUAGUACAUUAGAAGUUUGCAAUGUGACAUAGAAGCAGGAGGCCAUUUGGCCCUUCGAGCCUGCUCCACAAUUCUUCAUGAUCUUGGCUGAUUUGUCCAACCCAGUGGUUUAAUCCUGCUUUCUCUCCAUAAUCUUGGAUCCCAUUUGCCCCAAGCACUAUAUCUAGCUGCCUCAUGAAUACGAUCAUUCAUUCAGCUUUUUUGGAAUCAGAUACUUCCUGUGGUAAUGAAUUCCACAGGCUCAUGACUAUUUGGGUGAAGAAAUGUCUCCUCAUUUCCCUCCUAAAUGGUCUACACCAAAUCCUCAGACUGUGACCCACGGUUUUGGGCACAUUCACCAUAGGGAACAUCCUCCUUGUAUCUACCUUGUCUAGCUCUGUUAGAAUUUUAUAAGUUUCUGAGACCCUAGUUCAUUCGUCUGAACAAUUGUAAAUUAUUUGAACUUUCCUCAUGUCAGUCCCGACGUUGCUGGAAUCAGCCUCGUAAGCCAUUGUUGCACACCCUUGAAAAGGAGACCCGAAAUGCAUAUAGUAUUCUAGGUGUGGCCUCACCAAGGCCCGGAAUAACUGCAACAACACAUCCCUGCUCCUGUACUCUAAAUCUCUCACACUGAAGGCCAACAUACCAUUUGCCUUCUUGACCGCCUGCUGCACCCGCAUACUUACCUUAAGAGACUGGUGCACAAGGACACCUAGGCUCCUGUUGCACAAUCCCCUAUCCCAAUUUACAACCAUUCAGUCAAAGUGAAUAACCUCACAUUUAUCCAAAAUAUAUAGUAUCUGCCAUUGAUUUCUCCAAACACCCAACCUGUCCAGAUCAUGCAGAAGGAUCUCUGCAUGCUCGUCAUAGUUUGCCCUUCUACCCAAAUUGGUAUUAUCUGCAAACUUGGAGAUGUUACAUUUUUUUUCCCUCAUACAAAUCAUUAAUAUAUAUUGUGACUAACUAGGGUCCCAGCACCUAUCCCUGUGGCACCCCACUAGUUACUGCUUGCAAAUGUGAAAAAGACCCAUUAAUUCCUGUUCUUUGUUUUCUCCUCUGCCAACCAGUGUUCUUUCCAUCUCAAUAUACUUCCCCAAUCCCAUGUACUUUAAUCUUGCACAGUAAUCACUUCUAUGGGACUUUGUCAAACCCUUUCUGAAAUUCCAAAUAUACCACAUUGACUGGCUCCCCCUUGUCAACUCUACUAGGUACAUCAUAGAAUUACAACAGCUUUGUGAAAUAUGAUUUCCCCUUUAUAAAUUCCAUGCUGACUCUGUCUGAUCCUGCCACUGCUUUCUAAAUGCUGUGCUUUAAAAUCCUUGAGAAUGAAUUCGAGAAUUUUCCCAACUACUGAUAGUUAGGCUUACUGGUCUAUAACUCCCUGUUUUCUAUCUACCUCCCUUUUUGAAUAUUGGAGUGACAUUAGCUACCCUCCAGUCUGCAGGAACUGUUUGAGUCUAUAGAAUCCUGAAAGAUGACCACCAAUUCAUUUGACAGCUUCUAGAGCGAUUUCCUUAAGUACUGUAGGAUGUAGGUUAUCAUGCCCUGGGGAUUUAUCAGCCUUCAAUCCUAUCAAUUUUCCUUGUGCCUUUUCUCUCCUAAUGUUGAUCUCUCUCAAUUUUUCCUUCUCACUAAAUCUUGCAUCCUCCAAUAUCUCUGGUAUCUGACAAUUUUUUAGAAUAUGUAAGGUCCUUGUACAGUUUCUAAGAUAGGUUAUCUCAUCUUUAGAAAGGAAUAUUACUGCAGAAAAAGCAACACUGGCAGUAUUCACUUAUUUGGAUGGGAACACUACACUAGAGCUGUUUAAAACACUACGUGAAAUGCUAGUCUUCAUGUUCCCUCUGUCUGUUACACUAAAGAUUAUGAUCCAGUCAGUUCGACCAUUUAGAAAUUGCUUCAAUGUCAGGACUGGUAACUGUUUAUUUUAGAAAAGGAAAUAAGUCAAACUACAUUUUUUAAACUAGCAAACUUAUAUUGACUUUUCUUAACGUUAUUCAUCAACUAUUCUUUGCUGAAUGAUUUAAGCCAAAAUCAGUUAAUGUAAUAGAAUCUAGCUUUGAUUUCUUUUUCCAAGUGUUUAAUGAACUGUGUUGUAGAAAGGAUGGCAACUCAUAGCUGGUUUGGAGAGGUGCUAUGUGGGCAGCAGAUGGUUUCUACAAUAAACCACUUUAUUCUUCCCUGGUGUGAAAAUACAGUUAGCUGGCUACUCUUUCCAUCCUUGCUAGAAUACAUUGCUUGAAACAGGGAGUGGGCGUUUCCUGAUCAAUUUGGGCUUUGGGGAGAGGGAGAUGCAUUUGUCGUAAUUAAAACGUAGACUUUCCUCCCCUCUCUCACCUCCCCAUGUUGUAAAACUUAAUUAACUUUGGAAUUGUAUAUCAGGAUCAAUAAAGGGAUACAACAGGUUAAUCUCUCAGCUCCAAUUGUUGCUGAUUAAUUUUAGUCCUGUUAAUAAACCAGUGAGAUUCAGGCCUCCAUCCUGAAAAAAAUCAGCAUCAAAUAUGAUUCAGUUUUCCCUUGAAGGAAAGGUGAAGUUUUAAGUAAUCCUUUCUGAUCACUAUAGUUCCGUCACUACAAGUUAAAAUUUCUUUCCUAUUUUUAAUGUGGUGUUUUGGAAAAAUAUUCUGAAGUAUGCACCUCCAGAGACUGUCCUAAUGCCCCAGCUGUCCAGCAUUGUACUGUAUCUUACUUACCCCAUUGAGCUGGAUCUGCUGUAGGAAAGCAGGUUGAUUGGGAGAAGGAGUAGCUACAUGGACACUGACUAUUGUCUUUAUACCAUGUUUGAAUCUGAGCUGCUUCUGGUUAAAUAUAAAAUUGUGAUUUUAAUAUUGUGGUACUACUCAGUAGGAAAUCCUUUCACAAGGACUGACCUAAGCUGACCUUGUUUCUUUGAAAGUACACCACUGCAAAGUUAAAAUACUAUUUUUAUACUUGAUCUGGAAUGAGGAUUAAGUGACAGUCUGUCCAACAAAAUGUGUCAGUCCACAUCACUUCGACACACCGUCUUAAUAGUUACCCAAAAAAAUCAACAUUAGAAAGCUUUCACAAAUUCCCCCGUGCUCUGUUUUGGGCCUUUGAGUAUUUGAAAGGCUUGCAGCUUUUGCUUUUGAUCAUCACAGUCUAAAUUUCCUCCCUGCCCUAUUUACAUGUUUGGAAUUGUAUCAGAAUAUGCAGAGAUUGAAAUGUGGCAGCUCAAGUAAACAGGGCUGCCAUGUUCAUACAGCAAAGAUAAUGUAGUUUUAUACGUACUGUAGAAGUCUAGUCCACUUCAAGUAGAUAACUAAAAGAACAAUUUUGGUUCCUUAUUUUUGAAGCCUGUCUUCACAGCUAGUCUUCAAAUAUUGUUUACUCCAUGCUGGAUGAAAGAAUAAAUACAUCUUUGAUACAAGAACUCCGUUGCCUGCACCUUGAUUAGCCUGGAGGGAAAUGUGGGUUGGGAUUUAAUUUCAAAUUGCUGUCUCAUGAUCUGAUGCUUAUAAAUAGGAUUCAGACUAUUUGCAUGUUCCAGCACUGUUUCCUACCUAAUAGUUCGCAAGAUAUUAGAAUUGCAUUCAGAUUUGUCAAGGGGAAGUAAAGAAAUUAUUAGCAACACAGCAAUGCUGAUGCAAUAUUCAUCCAAGUGAGAAGGUCAUAAAUCCAAUGCCCCAUCUAAGACAGCCCAGAGUUUGGUCUAACCCUCCAGUGUAUUUUGCAGCAGAGAAAUCGCAUGCUGUCCUAGACAAUGUUUUUUCUUCAAUCAGAAAUUGUUCAGGAGGCUAUUAAUUUUAUUAUUUGUGAGAUCUUUUUGUCCAAAAUGCCUGCUUUUGUUGGCCAUCAUAACAAUCACUGCAUUUCAAAAUUGAAAUUGUGAAGCACCUGAACAUUGAAGUUAUGUCAUAAGGUGCAGUAAAAAUGUGUUUUUUUGUAAUUGUAACAUAAGGUAUUUAUCAGUGUAACUAAUUAAUGUGUUGCAAGAAUUCUGUGAAAAGGUGUGGAUGUAAGCUAGGCUGUGUGAAGGCUCCGGAGCAUGACUGAAUCAUUUAAUGAGGAAAAAGCGGAAGUUGUUCCUUUACUGUUACUACUUAAAAGCUGUAGAAGACACGACUUCCAUUAUUUUUAAAACUCAUGGUAUGUUAAAGUGCUCAAUCACAUAAAGAGUUUUUCUUUCAUAUUGUUGUAGUACUUUGUGAUUAUGGAAUGAAUAUCUUAUUUUGUUUUUUUUAAAUAGCAAAUACUGAUUUGCUAAUGAAUUUAUCUGAACCUGUUUGUAAAGUAAAAUCAGUGUUAUUUGUAUUUUUAAUAUUUUUCAAUGAAAG